Lates calcarifer (barramundi perch) is the source of this 3333-nucleotide messenger RNA. It is a transcript of the gene sox19b, whose product is annotated as SRY-box transcription factor 19b. Gene Ontology annotation, biological process: regulation of DNA-templated transcription; cell differentiation; anatomical structure morphogenesis. Gene Ontology annotation, molecular function: RNA polymerase II cis-regulatory region sequence-specific DNA binding; DNA-binding transcription factor activity, RNA polymerase II-specific. The record is from RefSeq and is a predicted model, not a curated record. The transcript has 2 exons. Bases 649 to 1572 code for a protein of 307 amino acids. Lineage: Eukaryota; Metazoa; Chordata; Actinopteri; Centropomidae.
UUUCUUUUCAUACAGGAUGUAAAAAAACAAAAACACAAACUUCACAAAGCAAAAAUCUAAAAGCCCGUGUUUAAAUGUAAAAGCCAUCGGAACAGUUGAUAAUAACUGAUUAUUAAGAUACUUGUACCCGGACUGCCUCCUUCUCUCCGCCUCCGUCAUCAACAAGUGUCUCGCGCACUGUCGGAGGCUUUUCAGUUGCAAAUGCACGCGCACAGACAGAAGCUGUUAAGCUCUCCCAUUGGUCCAAACCCGGCUGACUGCACGAGGGCUGGGGAACUUGUGGAGUGAACAGGCGGAUGAGUUUAGUGUGAGAGCUGGCCGUCUGACAAGUGCUUUUCCGCUGAGAGCAGUUUGAAGAGGACAGAGGAGAAGCGGCCUGUCUGCACUUUGUUUCACUCUCACAGUAAUGACUGCCACAGUCACACCUCUCAUCCAGGAAAAGUAGAGACAACUGCUCGUCCGUUGCGGUGUUUUUGCCUCCUGGUGUGUUGGGAGUAAUUAGCUAAUUUGGAUCACCCGUUGCUCCCGGUUGAACCUGUAGAGAAACCUGGCCACACGUCGCCAGGUGGACGGCGACAAAAGGCUGCUGCGAGCUUCAGCGUUCCAACUGUUGUGUAACUCGUCUUAACUUCUCCACACCUGUCCAACAUGUACAGCAUGAUGGAACACGAGCUGAAGCCGACCGGCCAGCCCCCCUCUCAUCAGACCUCCCAGGGAAUGUCACCGGUCACCGGCAACAUGACCGGGAACAUGGGCAGCAAUGGCAACUCUCACCCGAGCUCCAAAACGGCGUGUGCACCUGGAAGCGACCCCAUGGAUAAAGUCAAGCGGCCCAUGAACGCUUUCAUGGUCUGGUCCCGGGGACAGAGGCGGAAGAUGGCUCAAGAAAACCCCAAAAUGCACAACUCUGAGAUUAGUAAGCGGCUGGGAGCAGAGUGGAAACUCCUGACCGACGCCGAGAAGCGGCCCUUCAUCGACGAGGCCAAACGGCUCCGGGCAGUCCACAUGAAGGAGUACCCGGACUACAAAUACAAACCCCGCCGCAAGACAAAGCCUCUGCUCAAGAAGGACACUCAGGUUGGCAAGUACCCGCUGUCGGCGGGGAACCUGCUGGCGGCGGCAGCGCAAGGCCAAGGGGGUAGUCCGAGGAUGGAGAGCUACGGCUGGGGCCCCACAGGGGGGUACGCGGGCAUGCAGGGCGAGGCGCUCGGCUACACCCAGCAGCUACACCGGUAUGACCUGUCAGCGCUCCAGUACCCACCUACAAUGACGGCAGCACAGACGUACAUGAACGGAGCCAACUCAUACAGCCCCAUGUCCUACAGCAGCAGUCCCCAGCAGCCGAGCCCAGUCACCAUGUCCAUGGUGAAAGCAGAGCCAGUGACCCACUCGCCUCCAACAGGGACACCGAACCACCACCGGGGGCCUUUGCAGGGUGACCUGAGGGACAUGAUCAGCAUGUAUAUUCCUGGACCAGGAGGAGAGGCCGGUGACCCCACGACAGCACAGAGGGGCUACACCAGUGUCCAGCAGCACUACCUCACUGGAACUGUCCCACUCACACACAUCUAAGACUGAAGUGGGAAUUGUGGGGGUGGGGGUUAAACUCAGUGGGAGAACCAGAAAUGCUCACCAUGCACAGCUGGUUGGACAGGAGAUGGAGUCUGGUGCUGGGGAUUUUAGAUGGGCAAAGCAAAGAGACAGAAGAAGUGACGGAAAAACCCUUUUUCCUCCAUUCAGUAGUCUCAGUUCCAGCUGUGCCUGCAGUUACAGACACACAAGAGACAACUAAAUGUUUGUAUCACUGAAAAGCUGUUUUUCUACCUCUUUGGUGCCACAUGAGUUCAAAUAAAUGCCACUCAUACUUGCCACCACACCUACAGAGGCGAGACUCCUCCCUGCCCACCACCCUCCAAGCAGACUUCUCUCCAUGCAGUGAAGAUGGGGACAAUGCCUGUUUAUUGUGUACUUAUUUUGAAAUGUUACUGUUUUUUAAAAUAUUUUUAGAACCUUUCAAUAAUGAGUCAAAAAAUUCCUUACUACCACCCAAAACACUUGUGAUACUGGCACUCAUCAUGGUUCCACCAUACCCAGUCAGUGGUGGUGGGGGCUGCUGUCCCGCUGUGAGCAGAGCUGGAGAACAGCCGGGUGCCGGUGGGGAAAACGGGAAGGAAAUGCACAACUUGAAUAACAGAGCUGUUUUUUAAAUGAACUCUUUGUGCCUUGGCUUUGGUUUAGUACUCUUGUAUUUUCUAUAUUUUAACUGAUGAAAUCCUGUUGGACGACAUGGAGAACACCUGUUGGACAAUCAGCACUGCAUCCACAGGAAAUGAACAGAACACAGUGGCUUCUAUAAUCUGUGGCGUUGCUUAGAAUGUAGAACCAGUCUGGUUCCACAUUCAGUAGGUCUGCUGUCCCCAGAUCAUAGCAGAGUAUGAGAAGGUCUGUGAUGCUGUUUUUGCUGCCUGGAUGAGUUUUAUUUGCUGUAAUUUAGUUUUAGUUUUGACCUUUUUGAUGUAAAUGUUAGGAUGCAUUGUUCCGACAGCAUCCUGAGUCACUCUGACUGUUCAUUGUCACUUUGCUGUUGUAUUGUUUUUAGGUUUCUCAUUAAGUGAAUGAAAUUUCAUAUAAAAUGCUACAUUUCAGUUGUUUUAUUCCAAAUAGCAGAUUAAGACUUGCAAGUUCUGUCUUCCACCAAGUACACUGGAUUGACAAAAGGCCUUCCAUGCAUGUGUUUGAAUGAGCUGUCAGUGUUUUAUCACCAGUAAAGACAAUGUAUCAAAGUAUGUUUCAGACUAAAUCUCCAGCAAACCUUCCAUCCUGUUUAUUCAUUCUUUAACAUAAUAAAACAGUGUUUUUAAUCCCGAUUCUUUCAAACAGACAGUAUUGUCAUUUGUCUAUUUUCCUGUCUAACCUGCUGUCUGCUUACUAGAGCUGCUAUGGACCUAAAGAAAACCUAUUUUCAACCUACAGAAACUCAGUAUUGAAUGUUGUAGAUUCAGACCGUUCUUUAGUCUGAAGCAUUACUAACUAAACGUGCACUGGAAACAGAUGCCUGAGUCGUUUGAAAAAGGAGGAGUGGUUCUAUUAAAGUAAUGCACGAAUGUUUACAUUGGUAUUUGAAAACAUAACUUUCUUUUUCUUUUGAUUUUAGAAUGAAAUCUUUUGUAUGUAAAUGCUGCCGUGUACUAGACUUACUGUAUGUAGCAUUCCUGUAAAUAAUGUAUACAUUUUUAGGCUCUUAUACUAAGAGUCUUGAUUCCUUCUUGUUUUAAAAAAUGUUUGUUAUGGCAUUCAUGACAAUAUUAAUAAAAAAUACAGAUUCGUUUUUCA